This is a messenger RNA of Rotaria sp. Silwood1, 1038 nucleotides long. The record is from the annotation of a GenBank genome assembly. NCBI's taxonomy places the organism in Eukaryota, Metazoa, Rotifera, Eurotatoria, Philodinida, Philodinidae.
AUGGCUUCAAAUCGUAUUCAUUGUGAAGUAAUUGCAUGCAAUUUGAACGAACCAACAGCAAUACAACUUGAUGAAGGACAUCAUGUUCUUUAUGCACUAACGAAUUAUCAAUUAACUCGAAUUGAUCUAAAUAAUAAAAAAGAUAAUUUAGAGAUUGUUCGUCAACAUAAUAGAAAAUUUCAAAAAGACAACAUCAAUGGUGAUGAUAAUGAUGAUGACGAGUAUUCUCAAGGUGAGUCUGAUGAUGAACAUGAAAUGCCUCGUGUAUCGGAUCCAUUUGAUGAUAGUGAACCAUCAACAGAUGAUGAUGAUGAGAAAAUAAUGAAUCGAAGAAAUUGGCGUAGAUAUGGUUGGAGAACUUAUCAAUUAAAUAAUCCCUGUUCAAUAUUAUUCUUGUCAGAAAAUAAUCAAUUAGUUGUUUUGAACGAAGGUGUUAUUACAUUUUUGACAAUCGAACUGCAUGAUAAUCGUCCAUUUGUUCAAGGAGCAUCAAAAAAUAUUUUUUGUUAUGAUUUUGAUGUGUUCAAUAAUAAUUCGAAAAAACAAUCUAUUCAACCAUGGUCUAUUUCACCAACAUCAAAGCCUGCUUUUUUUGUCUUUAGUCUACUUGAAGAUUCACAACUUUAUUCACUUGAUAUGCAAAAUGAAACUACUAUAAUAGAAAAAUUCACUACAACAUCUGUUAAAUAUUGUCCAUACUUAGUUUUUCAUUCGCAGACAAACAAAAUAUUUGUUUACGACUCAACUCAAAUUUUAGCUAUAUCAAUUGAUGAUAAAAGCACGAUGAAAGUUAAUUUUCCAUUUAUUGAAGAAGGAAAAUCAAUAUCGACUAUGGCUAUUGAUAGAACUGGAUAUAUUUACAUAUUGUCGAAUUCAACUAUUUUCAAAUGUAUUUGGCAAUCGGAACUUCAUUUCGUUGAAUGUCUUGGAAAACUUGAUGUCUUAAUAAGCUGUCCUCAAAUGAUUGUAACAAAUCAAGGAAAUGAAUUCUAUUUCUCUGAUAUGGAAGCUGCUUAUAUUUAUCGAUCGAGCAAAUAA